AUGGUCGAUGCUGGAGAUACGGCUUGGAUGAAGAAGGUGUACAUGUAUGUCGGGCGAGGAAUGCGCAUGACCGGAGAGGUCAAGAAGCUUGCCAAGGCCAUCGCCGUGGUCCAGCGGAAACAAAACCAGCCCGAGGGUGAAGAGGCUUUAGAGCGCGGCGCCGGCGCAAACCACCACAUCCCUACCUUUAAGACAACCCAAAAAAGAUUCGUGGGGCGGAGAGCGGCAGAUGCGGCCAAGUCCAGCCAGGGUGCCGGCGGUGCGGUAUCUACUAGCACUGAUGUACAGAAGCCCGCCCCUCGCAGGCUACCACGACUGCUCAACACAGUCCCGAAAGAAAUCCUCGAAGACCCUGCCCUCAACAGUGCCAUAUCCCUCCUCCCCUCCAACUACAGCUUCGAAAUACACAAGACCAUUCACCGAAUUCGAUCCCUUAACGCGAAAAGGGUCGCGCUACAGAUGCCCGAAGGCCUGCUUCUCUUUGCGACGACUAUAUCAGACAUCAUAACUCAAUUUUGCCCCGGCGUUGAGACUCUUAUCAUGGGGGAUGUGACGUACGGCGCUUGCUGCAUCGACGACUACACGGCGAGGGCGUUGGGCUGCGAUCUUCUAGUACACUAUGCGCAUAGCUGUCUCAUCCCUGUUGAUGUGACCCAGAUCAAGACCCUCUACACACUGGAAAAGGCCGGCUUUAAUGUUCUCGUUCCGCAGAUUGCCCCGCUAAGUAAAGGCGAGAUUCUAGGAUGCACAUCACCAAAGCUCCAUGAUGACGACAAGGUGGACAUGAUACUCUACCUCGGAGACGGACGCUUCCAUCUAGAAAGCAUAAUGAUCCACAACCCCACGAUACCCGCGUACCGGUACGACCCAUACUCCCGCAAGCUCACUCGCGAGGAGUACGGGCACGAAGAGAUGCAAGAUUUACGGCGAGACGCCAUCUCCACGGCGAAGAAGGCCAAGAAGUGGGGCCUCAUCCUAGGGUCCCUCGGACGGCAAGGGAACCCCAUACCAUGGGCCUGA
Molecule: messenger RNA, 1020 nt
Organism: Parascedosporium putredinis
Lineage: Eukaryota; Fungi; Ascomycota; Sordariomycetes; Microascales; Microascaceae
Source: the annotation of a GenBank genome assembly